CGUCAAUCGUGUGUGAACCAGAACUUUAAAUCUUGAUAUUUGUUUAAUAAUGUGCACUAAGAAUUUAUUAUAUUAUUCACUUUAUAUUUUAUAUUUAAUAAGUUUUGUUUUCGCAUUGGAUUUAACUAAGACACAAACAACAAAUCCUCGAGUAUGUAUAAUCGGCGCUGGUUUAGCGGGGCUAACUUCAGCCAGGUAUUUAAAAGAAGAAGGUAUCAAAUUCGUCGUCCUUGAAUCAUCUCGAUAUGUCGGCGGCACUUGGCGAUAUGACCCUAGAGUGGGCUAUGAUGAAAACGGUUUACCGUUGCAUACAAGCAUGUAUAUGCAUUUAAGAACUAAUCUUCCAAAACCUACCAUGGAGCUGAGAGGGUUCCCCUUGCCAGACGACAUACCUUCGUUUCCGAGCUGGAAAAUUUACUAUAAUUACAUUAAAAACUACACAAAGCAUUUCGAUUUAGAGAAACAUAUAAAGUUUCUACACAAAGUAGUAUUAGUUUCUAGAGUGAAUAACAUUUGGAAGGUCAAAUAUCAAAACGUGCUAACUGGUGAAGAGUUUGAGGAUGAAUUUGACUUUGUAAUCGUUGGCACCGGACACUUCAGUAAGCCGAAUAUGCCUAACAUUCCUGGAGAAGAAAAAUUUUCAGGUUCAAUAAUACACAGUCACGACUACAGAGAACCGGUUCGUUACAAAGGUCGACGAGUGCUCGUGGUGGGCGCUGGACCAUCAGGCAUGGACAUCGCUAUCGAUGUGGCCUAUGCUGCAAAGACCCUCGUUCACAGCCACCACUCUAAAAUUAACUUCCGACCGGUAUUUCCAAAGCACUACAUUAGAAAACCCGAUGUAAAGGAGUUCAAUGAAACUGGUGCUAUAUUUAAUGAUGGGAGCUAUGAAAAUCUUGAUGACGUCAUAUAUUGUACAGGUUUUGAAUACUAUUAUCCAUUUCUGGACGAAAGCUGUGGAUUAAACCUGACUCCUCGGAGUGUAACACCAUUGUAUAAAUACAUGGUGAACAUCUAUCAGCCCACAAUGAUGGUAAUGGGACUUGUCAUACGAGCUUGCCUGGUUGUGGCAUUAGACGCGCAGUCUAGAUACGCAACCGCAAUAAUCAAAGGUAACUUCACACUACCAACCAAAGAAGAGAUGUUACAAGAAUGGCAGAAGCGAGCUGACGUCAUCAUAUCAAAAGGUCGACCUAUUUCAGAUAUACAUUUUUUAGCGGAAAAAGAAGACGAGUAUUACGCUGAAUUAACAAAGGAAUCCGGGAUAGACAGAGUUCCACCCGUCAUGUUCAAAAUUCGGGUAACGGAUACGGAAGCAAAGUUGGAAAACCUAUAUACAUACAGGGACUACAAUUACACGGUGAUAGACAAUGAAAACUUCAUCAGGACGUUAGAUAAUAUAACCAAAAAUAAUAGUGGCAAUAGUUUGUAAAUACUUUGUUUAUAAUUUACCGUUUAGGAAUCAAUCCAAUUCAGCAUGAAGCGUAUUAGAUACGAAAAUACCCCAAGAAGUCAAACUCAAACGUGGGAUUUUCUCAUCACAAGAAAACAAUUGUGCUAGUAAUUAAAAUAAAAUUAGGUUUUUAUGUGUUUACCAUGUCUUACAUACGUUUACCUACAUACUAUAGGUAAAAGUGUGACCCUAAAAACCCACCCCAUAUGAGAUACCGCCUUCCCAAGUUGAAGAAAGAAAGCGAAAGAAAAAUUUCUGUAAUGAACUCUGAUGGCUCAGUGCUAACAACUCAACUAUCAUAACUAACGAUAGCUAAAUUCUAGGGUAAUUUUUAACGUAUUCAUAACUGGUGUUAUGUCCCACACUUCGUGGUGUAAUAAAAUACUUUGAAACCUUAUAUAUCCACCAACUAGAUUAAAGG
This is a messenger RNA of Nymphalis io (European peacock), 1874 nucleotides long. It is a transcript of the gene FMO2, whose product is annotated as senecionine N-oxygenase-like. Bases 50 to 1432 code for a protein of 460 amino acids. The record is from RefSeq and is a predicted model, not a curated record. Lineage: Eukaryota; Metazoa; Arthropoda; Insecta; Lepidoptera; Nymphalidae. The transcript is spliced from 9 exons. Gene Ontology annotation, molecular function: flavin adenine dinucleotide binding; N,N-dimethylaniline monooxygenase activity; NADP binding.